Symsagittifera roscoffensis is the source of this 3832-nucleotide messenger RNA. Its product is annotated as short transient receptor potential channel 4-like. Gene Ontology annotation, molecular function: store-operated calcium channel activity; protein binding; inositol 1,4,5 trisphosphate binding. NCBI's taxonomy places the organism in Eukaryota, Metazoa, Xenacoelomorpha, Acoela, Convolutidae. The transcript is spliced from 18 exons. Gene Ontology annotation, biological process: calcium ion transmembrane transport; regulation of cytosolic calcium ion concentration. The record is from RefSeq and is a predicted model, not a curated record. The coding region runs from base 725 to 3508 and encodes 927 amino acids. Gene Ontology annotation, cellular component: cation channel complex; plasma membrane.
UUGUUCCGCUCAACUAACAAUUUAACUAACAAGAUUUUAAACAGUUUUGCUCUGCUUAAUAUAACUGAAGUCAAAGUGCCUGCCGGUAUAAGGAAAUUAUCAUAUUUGAAAUCAAAAACCAUUUCACUAACUUGCCAUUUUACGCAACCAUUUAGCAAAGUGAUGAAUCAAUUAAUACCAACAAUAACAGUAGUUGAUAAAAAACAAGCAAUUUGUCGCUCGAAGAAAAAUAGCUAAUAAACGCAACUAUUCAUCUAAAAUUAUAAUCGAAGUGGCGGUUUUUUGAUCAAAGAUACUGUUUAAUUUGUGUUCAGUUUCAUCCAAUCCUUGUUUUAUUUUUUACAGAUCUGAAGAUUUUGCAUCAAAACCUGGCACAGAAAGCUAAUCGUCUCUUAAAACCUGACAGUUCUUUCGUUACAGUUUUUGAAAUUUGAUCCAUAUAGCUUUCAUUUUAUUAAAUUAACAGAAAUCAAGAAUAAACUAUCGGAUUACCUAUUGUCUCUGGGCCCUUGAACUCUUUUGACACCAUCGACCUUGCAGAGCGCCAUCUACUGGCACUAUUCAAAAAGAGAAAUCAAUCUGAUUAAAAAACUUUGAUCACGUGAGUUGACAGCCAAAUCUCGUGAUUUAAAAGUGUGGUUAAUGAGUCCAAUUGGUGUGAGAACCUGUGAUCACGUGACUGUUAUAACAGCGUCGUCAAGUGUGUUGAAGACGUGAUCACGUGAUGCCGCAGUACAACCAGAUCUCGGACGCGGACAGAGUCCACCUGAAGAUCCUGAGAGGCGACACAACAACCUCUACUAAAGAGAGGCAGUACCUCAUGGCAGUUGAGAAGGGGGACUACACUUCGGUCAAGUUCUUCUUGGAAGACGCCGCCAUCUACUUCAACAUGGACAUCAACUGUAUAGACGCAUUGGGCAGGACUGCCAUUCAUAUCGCGAUUGAGAAUGAGAACAUGGACUUGAUUGACCUCUUGUUGGCACACAAAGUGGACAUCGGGGACGCUCUUCUGUUUGCCAUAGAGGAAGAGGUGACUUUAGCGGUUGAGAAGCUGUUGAAUUACAGACAGCCCAAGAUCAGGAAGAGGGAGGCGGCGGGCAUGAUGGCACUGCAGCCGGGACAGAGGACGAGAGAGAGCAACUACACGAGUGACAUCACGCCUGUCAUUCUGGGGGCACACACAAACAACUACGAGAUACUCAAACUGCUCUUGCAACGCGGAGCGACGAUUGCGAAGCCGCAUCCGAUCAAGUGUGGCUGUUACGAGUGCGCGGAGAGUGCCAAAUUCGACAGUCUGCGACACUCCCAGUCACGCAUCAACGCAUUCAAGGCACUGGCCAGUCCGAGUCUGAUCAUCCUCUCGAGUGAUGACCCUAUCUGGACUGCAUUCACUCUCAGCUACGAGUUGCGGAAACUCAGCUUCACAGAGGUCGAGUUCAAGGACGAUUACGUCAUCCUCAGCAAACAGUGCACUAAGUUGGCGGUGGACUUGCUCGACCAGAUUCGGGGAUCUCAGGAGUUGAAGUUGGUGUUGAAUCGCACUACCGACCCUGAGGAGGUGCUGACCAUGCUUGAGGCCGAGUCCACCACUUCCGAAUUCGGAGGCAGCGAAGCAGAUGUCGACGAGAAAAAGGAGCGCAUGAGUUUGAGCAGGUUGCGGAUGGCGAUAGAUCUGGAACAGAAGGAGUUCGUAGCGCAUCCCAGUUGUCAACAGCUCCUCAGUCAUCUAUUCUACAAAGGUAUACCUGGCUGGCGUCAAGGCGGAUUAUUCUACAAAGUGUGUAUUGUGUUUGGACUGGCUCUGGCCUUCCCCUUCACUUCUCUCUCUUACAUUGCUCUGGGUCCAUUUGUGCCAGAACUGAGAACUAUACUCAAGAAUCCGUUCAUCAAGUAUGUCAACCACUGCGCAUCCUACUUUGCAUUCAUCGUCCUGCUGUUCCUGACGUCGGCAGAGGAUCCCAGUGUGAGUGGGAAGAACUACGACAGGGAGAGGAAUCCCUACAUUGUGGAGAUGUUCAUCGUUUGCUAUGUCUUCUCCUUCUUGGUGGCAGAGACACAAGAGAUAAUGGAAAGUGGCUUCAAGAAGUACACGAAGAAUCUGUGGAACAUCGUGGACUUCUUCCAGGUGGCCGCCUACCUGUCCGCUAUAUCUCUGCGAUGUGUGGUGUGGUUCAUGCCCUCUGUCGAACCCCAAGUCACCAACAGAGGUCAAAUGAGUUCAUCCGAUCCCAUGCUGGUUUCCGAGAGUUGCUUUGCGGUGGCGAAUGUGGUCAGCAUCCUGAAACUCCUCGCUCUCUUCAUCUCCAACUCGGAGUUGGGACCCCUCCAGAUAACCCUGGGAAGGAUGAUGAUCGACGUGCUCAAGUUCAUGUUCAUAUUCUUCCUAAUUCUGCUCUCGUUUGCGAGUGGGUUGAACCAAUUGCUCUACUUGGAGUACAACGCCGAAGGAGCCCGUCUGCGAACUUUGAACUGUGAGGGUGUGGUGUGUAAGAUUCAGAACAGCCAGUUCAUGAACAUGAUGUUCUCCAUGAUAACCCUCUUCUGGUCCAACAUGGGCAUCGUGGACCUGUCUGCCCCCACUGUCAACCAAGACCACGCUUUCACCAGAAUGGUCGCCAUAUCUAUCUUCGUGGUGUACCAUAUUGCUUCGAUUGUGGUGUUGUUGAACAUGCUGAUUGCGAUGAUGAACUUGAGCUACGACACAAUUGUGCGUAAUGCAGACACGGAAUGGAAGUUCGCAAGGGCUAAGUUGUGGAUCAGCUACUUUCAGCGCAGUGGGACCCUUCCGGCGCCCUUCUUCCUGUUGCCGACUGUGAAACACCUGAUGAUGUUGGUGGGGUGGAUCCGAAAACAGGCCAUCAAGGAACUGCAGGAGCUGGAGUCCCGCGAGACCACCAUGAAACUGAACAGGGUGAUGCGAGAUAACGAGCGAAAGUACCAGGCUGUGAUUACUAACUUGGCCCAAUUGUACAUUGCGAAUAAGAAGAAGACGCAAGAUAUUGCCCCCAUCACAGACGAUGACCUCAACGAGAUCAAACAGGACAUUUCCGCUUUCAGAUAUGAAGUGGUGGAGUUAAUUAACCUGAAGAGGAUGCAGGAGGCAGAGGUCAACCCACAGGGGUCACUGAGGUCAGUCUACAAGACAGCGGGGGGUCAGGGGGCAGGAGGGGGCAAUGCGAAACACCUCCGCAACGCCAUCAGUCGCAUGCCACUACUCAAGAGAGCCAGUUCUGGUCUGGCUGCGGCGGUUGCCCACCUGAACAAUGACAGCACCCCCAAACCGGACUGCUAUCUGCCGGCCAUCUACUACGACUGGCCUAAAAACGACCCCACCUGCAUGCUAGUUCAGGACAAACAGGAUCCUUUGAAGUUUAAAAGGACCUUCUUUGAUCCCCCGUCGAAGCCAAAUGCCGCUGCUCCCAAUGCGAACAAGGACAAAGUAGUCACUGCCGAGGUGUUGCGAGUGCCGUCGGCAGGACGUCGAGUGGUUGGGGGCGAGUUGCCGUGAAGCCAAGCGAAGCACAAACGAAUCUAUUUUUUUUCUGCAUAUCAGCGGCUUUUUGUAGCAGCAUCAUUCAGACUUUGUUGUUCAAUUUACCUGAUUAGAUUAAUGUGCCCGAUUACUCAGUAAUCAGUUUUCAGUUUUUAAAUUCCAAAUAAAAACUCUUGUGCGCGUGAAAGGGGGGUGUGGUUUUCGUGGAAGCUGGGCGCAAUUUAAGUUCCAUAAAAAAAUUUUGUGCGCUUGAACGGUAGGUUGAUAAUUGUUUUUUUUUGGUUUUAGUUCUUAGGAGGCAUUUUGGAGGAUGAAAUUUAACUUUAUUAAAAUCUUAUU